Dermacentor albipictus is the source of this 1214-nucleotide messenger RNA. RefSeq lists its product as uncharacterized. Lineage: Eukaryota; Metazoa; Arthropoda; Arachnida; Ixodida; Ixodidae. The record is from RefSeq and is a predicted model, not a curated record.
UUUACAGCCGUCCAUAGAUAUCGGUCCGUUAAGAUCUAACGACAUCCUUUCCAAAACGGUGUGUGCUUUGCUCGUCAGCCUGAUAACUAAGAUGGCAAAUACACGUGUCUGCAAUAGAUACCAAGUAGUUCUCACGGUUUCGGGCCCUUAGUAUAGUGCGUGCUCGCAAGCUUCGCUAGACGCGUCGCGGAAAAAGAAAGUGUGUGUGAACGUGCGUUUCUUGCGACACUUGUCAUAAGAUUUCCACGGAACGCCUCUGGUGUUGGGACCCCUGUGAACCUGUACUUGUUCGCUUCCUGAUGCGUUGAAGCCGCGGCUGCUGCGACGUCAAGAGCGAUGAAUUUUUAUUUGUUCCUUGUGAUCUCUGGAGCCACAACCGUUGCGGCCGUGAUUCCCGUGGCCCCUCUCAUCAACGACAAAGUGGAUCGAGUUCUUGAGGACGGCGUACUCUGCGACAUCAUCUCCAACGACGGAUGCGUGGAGCCCAUCAGCGACUUCUACAUGUGGAACCAGUCGUGGUGGUUCUGGCCCGAGUUCUUCGAUGGCGGCCUCUCGGGCCUGGGCAAGGGACUCCGGCGGUCCGGCGACUGCGCGUUCGAGCUGGGCAACGCGAGCUUCGCCACGUGCGAAAUCGGCUUCUCGGACCUCUGGCUGCGCUACCAAUGGCGCGUGAAAGUCAAGGACCGGAAGCUGCCGCAAGCAGACCAGCAAGACAAUCCGCGGGCCGUCGUCGAGCUGGGAUCCAUGAUGGCCACCGUGGCCGGAGGAACCAUGCGAAUGACACUGCAGAGGGAGCCCAGUGAGGCACGAUCUACCUGCACUGCUCUGAAGGAUACAUGCGAUGACGGUAAUUUCCGAGUCGAAAGUAUCACGACGGGCCAGACCGAGAUCAAGGAGGUGGUCUUUGGCAACUCAACCUUAAGGUGGCGAAGAAAGGAACUUGACACGAAGGAGCCAGAUUUUCAGUGGCGGCUGCGGGACAUGCUGGCCUUCUGGGUCACAGAUUACUUCGAGACCAUGACCUUCAAGGACAUCUUCAACAAGGCGCUUACAACGCUGAAGCCGUGAGCCGCAGAAGAGUUUGUCCAGUUGAAAAUAAAGGUGUUCUACAGCGUGUUAAGUACGGCUUUAUUGGCUGCAACGCCAUCGAGAUGGAACGAAUUUCAGAUUUGUUACGUGAGAAAUUCCAAUAAAUUAUUACUUGUAAUUAGUUA